AUGGGUGAGUUUCGAAAUAUUUUCGUAUGAUAAAAUCUUGUCGCUGAAGUUAGCUCAACUCUGAACGUGAGCUAUGAUGUGGAAAAACCUGGAGAUUUUGAAAAAUCGUGGAACAAGGCUGUAUAUUGCUUCAAAAAUACGUUGAUAAUGCUUGAUUUCAUAAAUUCGAAGAGCUUUUCGAAAAUUCAAAAGAUUUUGUGUAUAACUUAGGGUAACUUAUGUAAUUGGACCUUCUGAACAAUAUCUUCUCUAGAGUUGUUCAGAAGGUACAAUUACAUAAGUUACUCUAACUUGUUCACAGAAUCUGUUGAGUUUUCGAAUAGCUCUUCGAAUUUUUGAAAUCAACUCGCUUUUGAAGAAAUUUAUUGCCUUGUUCCACGAUUUUUCGAAAUCUUCCCGGAAUCCUGAUUUUGUUAAUCAAGUUUCAUCCGAAAACUUGAACCAGAAGCUCAUAAGAAUCCCUGUAACUGAUAUUUUUGCAGUCGAUGUUCCACGAAACUUUCGUCUGUUAGAAGAAUUGGAAGAGGGUCAAAAAGGAAAAGGAGAUGGUAAUAUUUCGUGGGGUUUGGAAGAUGAUAGCGAUAUGACAUUGACCAAAUGGACAGCAUCGAUUAUUGGACCACCCAGGGUUUGUCUUGAUUUUUCGCUGAACACCAAAAAGCAAUAGCCCCAUUUUCAGACACCAUACGAGAGCCGAAUCUACAACUUGCAAAUCCUUUGCGGUCCAAAUUAUCCACGAGAACCGCCAAGCAUCAAAUUCACCACCAAAGUUCAUAUGGUUGGAGUGAAUCAGAGCAAUGGAACGGUUUGUGAUGUUUUUGAGGGGGGAAUUUUGGAUUACGAAAUCGUUAAUCUGAUAUUUCGUAAUAAUUGUGUUGCACCCUGUUCUCUGACAUUUUGAGAGUUGAUCUAACUAAUAAUUAGCUAAAGGUCGCUGAAAAAUUGAAGUUUAGGACGAAAUUAUCGAUUUUUCACUUGCAUUUGAUUCGAACUUUGAUAUUUUCACAGUCUUAUGAGUUUUUAAGCUUGAAAUUUAGAAGUUUAUGAAUUGAGCUCCAAAUUUGAAAAGACGCAAGCCCUAGUCUCCCAAUUUUCAGAUCGAAAAGCGCAAUUUGUCAACAUUGCGAAACUGGAACAACGGCUACAUGAUCAAAAACGUGUUAGAAGAUAUUCGCAAAAAUAUGAUGAUGGCCAAAGAAAACAUGAAACUACAACAACCGGCCGAAGGAGCCAUGUAUUAG
Molecule: messenger RNA, 1241 nt
Organism: Caenorhabditis angaria
Lineage: Eukaryota; Metazoa; Nematoda; Chromadorea; Rhabditida; Rhabditidae
Source: the annotation of a GenBank genome assembly